Molecule: messenger RNA, 3975 nt
Organism: Colius striatus (speckled mousebird)
Lineage: Eukaryota; Metazoa; Chordata; Aves; Coliiformes; Coliidae
Gene: CCDC82
Product: coiled-coil domain containing 82
Exons: 8
Coding region: 40-1449 (469 amino acids)
Cellular component (GO): nucleus
Source: RefSeq, a predicted model, not a curated record
AAGCCGCUGCUGCUGCGCGAACUGCUCGGGAGCCUUCCAAUGGAGAUACAAACAGUUGUCAGAAGAUAUGAAACACGAAAUAAGACAGCAGGAGCAGAACUGUCAUCAUCCAAAUCCCGAGUUGACUGGAGACGUACGAGAAGGGAGCUCAUAAUACUUGACAGUGAUGACGAAUCCUCAGGUACCUCUGAGGAGGAAGAGCCUACCACAUCAGAAGAUGAACUGGAUGAAAAAGAUGAAACUGUUGGGAAGAAGAGCCUCUCAGAUCAGGAAGAGAAAAGUCAUGAUGAGGAAGAGACAGGAGAUGGCGAGGACGAGUGCAUCAUGCCUAGGAAGCGUAAAAGGUUGAGCAGCUCUGUCUUGUAUGACAGCGAUGAAAGUGAGGACAGUGAUAUACUUGUUAGAAAAGUUUUUGCUAAACGCCACUGCAUAAUGGAUGAAGAUGAGAGUUCUGAAGAAACGCAAGCUGAUAAAACCUGCCUGACAGAAAACGUUUCUACCAACAGGAAACAGAAAGUGUUUACAAAAUUGAAAGAACUUGCAAGACAAAGAGCAGCUCAGAGAUCCUACAGCAGUGGAAAUUGUGAGGAUUCUACUGAUGAAGAAGAAAUAGAAGAGGAUCCACUCUAUCAGUUGCCUCUCACACCAAUAGAAGGUAGUGAAACUGACAGCAACAGCUUGAAAGACUUCAUAGUAGAGGAAGAUGAUGAUGAUGACAACACAGAGCAUGUACAGAAUGAGAACCAGCCACAACAGAAAGAACUAAAUGCAUCAAAUAGCGAGUUCUUGGCACACUACGUCCCACACUUAUCUCGCUGUGAUCAUUAUGUACACUUCAAAAGAAUAGUAAAGGCCUUCCUCAUAAAUGCAAUUGAUGACACUUUUCUGAGCUCGUUAUAUGAUGGAACAAGACAAAAGAAGUAUGCACAAGAUAUGUUGCUCUCACUUCAUUAUUUGGAUGACCGCUUCAUUCAGCCUCGUCUUGAGAACUUAAUCUCUAGAAGUCGCUGGAAAGAUCGAUACAAGAAGCGUGUGGACUGUUACCCAGAUGUUCGCAUAAUCUUGAAAAAUACAAAAAAUAUGUUUUGUCAAGCUUGUGAAAUUCACCAAUAUUGUAAGUUUCAUGUACUGCUCUCUGGAAAGCUUUAUAAUAGUAGAACUUUGGAAGCGGAUGACUUCAUGUCAGAAGACAAGCAGGUUUUGAAGGUUGGCGUGGUGUGUGCAAAUCGGACAAGAGUUUAUCAUAAUCUGAAGCACUUCAAAUACAAGUUGUAUUUGGAUUGCAGCUCCAUUACCAAGUUGGAUGGUGUUGUGGAGGAACCAGUCAAAGACACAGUCGCACGGCUUUUCAGCCAGCUGGAAGACAGUGGGUGGAUUCAGAAGAGAUAUAACAAUCUUGAAGACUACAUGAAUGAUGCAGACAGUUUCCAAGAGGAGAAAAUGGAUUAAGUGGUCAUACAGCUCUUUGAAAGACAUCUUGUAAAAAUUUGAAUGGCCUGUUUUACCUGCAUGCACCUUAUCUCUACUUGGCCUUCAAGAUUCUUUUUAGGCUGUGUUAUACUACUGUUUGAGAAUGUGCUGUAUCUUUUUUUUUCUCAUCUAUGUCAACAAUAACCUGAAGUUUUACCAAAUCAGUCCUUCCUGUCUUACUGCAUAGGUCACUUCAAGUUUCCUUCUGAAAAAAUAAUAUCUCAAUAUCCGUUUACUUGUGAAAUAAAACUUCCACCUAUUUGAGCUGCAUUGCAGGGAAGUUAGGAGAUGCUGAGACCUUUUGAAGUAGGAAUAUUUGGAAAGGUAAGGUUAUAUUAUAAAAGAACAUACAACUUUCAUCUUACCUACCUUGUUGCUCAUUAUAUGCAAGUAAGUCCAGCCAUUUAGAAUGAUACUUAUAAUAAACAGGACCCAAAUGCAAAGAUCUGUUUCACUCCCAAGGAAUUGGUAUAGACUGUUGCAAGGCAACAGAGGAAACAUUCUGCAGUCUUGGCUACACUGGCAGCACAGUAGUCAUUCCCGUCUUUUUACAGGUGUCAUACAGAUUGAGUCUGGCUUAGCCAUCCAAAUGAACACUUGGGCCCACAGUGCUGUCUCUGAUAAGCAGCUGGGGCAAUUUACUGAGAUUAAUUUAAAUAUCAAAUUAUGUUGUGCAAACAUAAUAGACGCAACUUGCAGUAACUAAAAAAUUUAGAGAAUGGAUUAAUAUUGCCAUGUUGCAAUAAGCAAGAAUUCUUCCUGUGUAACUUAACAAAAAGUUACUCAGAAUCAUGAUGCAUGGCUUACCUGAAUUACAUGAAGCCCAAAUCAGAGUUCUAUGGGGCCAGAGGAGUAGAUUUUUGAGGAAUUAGGAAGGGUUGAGUACUGUAUUGUCUAUUCUGAAAAAACAGACAUGACCCAGCAAUGUGCACUUGCAGCCCGGAAAACCAACUGUACCCUGGGCUGCAUCCAAAGCAGUGUGGGCAGCAGGUCAGAGGUGAGGAUUCUGCCCCUCUGCUCUGCUCUGCUGAGACCUCCAGCUGCAGAGUUGUGUUCAACUCUGGAGCCCCAACAUAAGAUGGACGUGGACCCAGAGCUGGUCCAGAGGAAGCCACAGACAGGAUUAGAGGGCUGAAGCCCCUCUGCUGUGGAGACAGGCUGAGGCAGUUGGGGUUGCUCAGCUUGGAGGAGAGAAGGCUCUGAGGAGACCUUAGAGCAGCUUUCCAGUACAAGGAAGCUUAUAAGAAAGAUGGAGACACGUUUUUAUUAAGAGCUGUAGUGACAGGAGAAGGGGCAAUGGUUUUAAACUGAAAGAGGGUAGGUAUAGAUGGACAUAAGGAAGAAAUUUUUUCAUGAUGAUGAUGUUGAGACACUGGAACAGUUUGUCCAGAGGAGCUGUGAAUGUCCCAUCCCUGCAAGUUUUCGAGGUCGCAUGGGACAAGGCUUUGAGCAACCUGGAGAGGUUGAAGACAUCCCUGGCCUCGAUUAUCUCUAAAGGUGCUUUCCAACCCAGACCAUUCUGUGAUUCUGUUCCUGUACUUUGUGCUGCAUAUAAGAUGAUGUAGCCUAUAAGAAGAGGCAAAGUGCAGGGUUUUGUUCCUACAUACUGCUGUAUGCACAGACUUAUUAGUCUUUUGUGGCUGCCAGGGGUGUUGCUUAGUGGUCAGUGUCUGUGGGCUCUUUUCCACAGGAGCUUGAUUUUGUCAGUACCCUCUUCCCAGCAUUCACUGUAAGAAACAAACUGCUUAUAUUUUAAGUUGAAAUUCUAUGACAGUUUAGAUGCUAUUAGAGUGGGCUAAUAUCAUCCGUUCUUCCCUGUACUUCAUACAGAGACAAGACUUACAAACCAAGAUGAAAAAUCCCACUAAACAGAUUCAGACUUACUCUGAAGUAAACUUACAUUGAGAUACUAUUUCCAUACCUUCACUGUGAGUGAGAUAUGUAAAUAUUCUGAGAUUUGCUAUAUCUCACACCUGUCUCCCUGGUUACCAAAACUGAAGGAAAUCUUCUAUAUUCUUCUUCAGCCUCGUUCUUCUGGGAAUACUGGUGGCAGCACACUCAUCAAUUUAAAAGCACUCAGGAAUCCAUCUCAAAUAUACCCCUUUUAGGACAAGCAGUGCCCCUUGAUGCCCGACUUCUUUCUAUUAACAAAGUCUCUGUAUGAUUUGUUUGAUUCUCUAGAAUAAUAAAAUAACAUUUAUGUUUGGUGUAACUUCAUUCUUACAAAGGAAAACCUCUAAGAAAUAAAUGACUUUUGUACCAGAUAACAGAGUACACCUUCUCAGAGCCUUCCUGGCUGGUUUGAAUUCUGCUGCCUUCUGAAUUUUCUGAAAACUCUCAAGACUAUAUUUUUUAAUUUUGCUGUCAAAACGAAUGGUCAAUUUCUCAUUUUGCCACAUUUAAAGUGAUGGCUACCAAGUUAAAAAACAAAAUAGAUUGGGGGAUUUGGGCUUUCUGAUUACUGAUAAUAUCUCAAGAAUGCAUACGUUCUGACUGAAAAUUAAA